UCACCGGCGAAAGUUUCGCUUUCAUCAAGCUCGUAUAACAGAUAGACUAGGGAUUGCCUCACUAUACAACUCAUGGCUUUGGAAAUCACGCUAGAAGUACUUGACGAGUUCACUGUGUGUUUCUAAUUUACUGAACAGUAAGGAGCUGGAUUGGUUCUAUAAAUUUAGAAUCAUAACUGUGAAAUUGGUACUCGUUCUAGGGUUUUGUUGAAGACACAUUUCCACGACUUGUAAACUGUCAACCGUAGCAAGAAUAUUUACAUCACAGYGAUACCAAAACCCUUCAUCUGGAUUUUCUUGUGUGAAAACAAGCCUSAAAAACGGAAAUAAGAAAACCAGGAUUCACUACGGAUAUCAAUUGAUUACCGGCACGAUCCUCCAAGACUCGACACUCUACCCUCUACAGAGAUUUCUAUGAAUUGAGCGGACUAAAGCAAGGACAACAACGGACAUCGACGCUCACAACAACGUCGAACCUACAGCUUCUAGUGGAACUUGGACGAGAAAACGCUCCGUACCGCCAAAUAAUUUACACAUCGUUGAAAGUUUUCCGGUCUCCACUACGACUCAAGACAACUUCCUAAGUGUUUAAUGGACAUGGAAGAGCAGAUUACUAACGCAAGUCGAGGCCAGGCCCCGAAUAUGAAGGUUUGUGCAGGCUGCGGUGAUAAAAUCAUCGAUCGGUUUUUGCUGUUCGCGUUGGAUCAGUAUUGGCAUGUAAACUGCCUAAAGUGCUCGUGUUGUGAAGCUCGGUUGGGUGAAAUUGGGACUUCGUGUUAUUCUAAAGGCGGUAUGAUUUUGUGCAAGACGGAUUAUGUGAGACUAUAUGGAACUAGUGGAGCAUGCGCGGUUUGCGCCAAGUUAAUUCCCGCCACUGAACUUGUCAUGAAAGUUUUGGGCAAAGUUUAUCAUUUGCACUGUUUUACAUGCACGACCUGUCACAACCAACUCGUUUCGGGAGACAGAUUUCAUGUCGUGAACGGACGGCUUUUUUGCGAGAAUGACGACCCCAAUUUACUAAAACAGAUCCAUGCUGCCAAGCAAACGGUCUGCUGAUAAUAAGAAAACAGAUGGAUUUAUUUUUUAGAAUCAAGAGAAAAAUUUUCUCCGUCAGAAAAGGCGCUGAAGAUCAGAGUGUGAAGAUCAUGGUGAUCCCCUCAGUAGUCUAAAAGUUGGCUGCGAGAUCUUCCAAGCUUUUAGAUGGAUUUGUUUUAAAUCGUAGAAAUCUGACGGUAAUCAAUACCGUGAUUUUAAAAAUCUACCGCUGGAACCGCACUGUGAGGGACUUUUUAGUCUUUGAGAGCGAAAGUGUCAAAGACGAUCGACCACAAUGAUGAAUACAAGAAACUCAUAGCGUUGAGUAYACGUUCAUAGUAUUUAGGGGYAUUUUUACUCAGAAUGACAAUCCAAUAAUUGAUUAAAUCUUUGUAAUAUUUUGUUGUCCCAAAACCCUACAACGCAUUCACCAGUUUAAUGGAGUAGGAUUAAGGCAAUUUAACAGCACAUUGAACACCAAACUAAGAUAAUUCCCGAUCCUCACUGCUGUCAGAUUAACAUGCCUUAAAUCCACUCUAACAGUAAUGAUGACAUAUGACUCGUGAAAGCAAGCUUAAAACACACUCUUGAUAUAUUACUGUGAAACAUCCAUUAUUGUUGAUGGCUUGGAGCUUAUGAACUAAUUAGCUAGGCUUGGUUUGAUUGAUGACAACAUAAAGCCUCACUCUAAUUCCACAAAAACUUAGUAUUGUUCAGCUUUGGGCGCUCUGAAGUAUAUUACUUCGCAUGAGAAAUAAAUGGCCUGUCAUAGGCGCUUUAGUGGAAGCUAAUUUGGCUUAAAAAGCCAUUUUCAAGAGUACCCUGAGAUUUAGACUUCAAUUCUGAGAAUAAGCAUUUCUGGAAGAUUUUAGGCGCCAUGAUCUCAACACCACUUAUUACACGGUUAGAUUUGUGAGGGAUUGUCAGCCAGGGAAAAGAAAGCUAAUUAACUUUUGUGAAAAGCAUAUUGACAAUCUCUAACCCAUCUAUCCGUACGUUGAACCCUUCGCGGAGAAUGUAAAUAAACGUUGGAGUUUUUAAUAAAGAAAGAGCAAUUAAGGAACCUCUAUUCAUCAAAUGUUACAUGAAACUUUGUCACUUCACCAAACAUUGAACAAUAGAAAAGAAAAAUAAUUAUUCGUGUAUAUAAUAGAAAAUAAAUGCCAAACUACAAGAGCAAUUAAAGUUUAUUAAAUGAAAGUAUUCGCUUCCUUUU
Molecule: messenger RNA, 2251 nt
Organism: Exaiptasia diaphana
Lineage: Eukaryota; Metazoa; Cnidaria; Anthozoa; Actiniaria; Aiptasiidae
Product: LIM domain transcription factor LMO4.2
Exons: 7
Coding region: 592-1056 (154 amino acids)
Source: RefSeq, a predicted model, not a curated record